AUGCAUUACAAUCAGUAUGUAUCGGUGUGUUUUUUGGCACUUGUACUGGGACAAGUGGCCGCAUUACCGCAGCAUCCCCAGUAUCCCCAGCAGAUCCAGCAACAGGCCAGGGAGGAUCGAAAGUUUGCGGAGAAACCGAACGCCAUGAAGAAGGUCGCCCUGGACGAUCUUGACGACAUCAGCACCAAUCAGAUACAGGAGGGUAGCAGCAGUGGUUUCUCGUGGUCGAAUAUGCUCGGCAUGUUGAUGCAAAUGUUACUUGGUCAGACCGGCGGUGUCGCCGGGCCCAGCAAGAACGAUAUCGACGAAGGUGCGCCAGCCAGCCCUUGGACGAAUUUGCUCUCGGUCGGCCUGAGGCUUCUCACCGCUCUGCUCGGCGGACCUCAACAGCCUGUCGACGGCAUCGACAAGGUUGACAAUCAGAGCAGCACGAUGCAGGAUAUAUUGGCUGCGAUGCUGGGCGCGUUUCUUGGACGACACAGAGACCCUAAUCAGAUUUAUGCCAUGGCUAAAAACGCUUCCGAGUUCAUUAACAUAGUGGUGAAUCUUCUGGACGCCCUGAAGACUUCAUUCUCACAUCGUUCGUUGGCCGCCAGAUCCAUGGGAAAACGCGACACCAUUUCUGAGGCUGCUGUGACCGCUCUGACCAUGCUCAAGGGUUACGUGAGAUCGUUGAAGUCGUACAACAACGUUGGACGCGCCGAGGACGAUGGACAACGUGGCUGCGCCGAGCGAGCGCUCUGCGAGGCGAGCGCCGAGUGCGUAUCGAAAUCUCAGGGCACGUCGUCCAUGUUCUGUCAAUUUGGCUCGUACGCGACGAGUUAUCUUCUCCAGAGGCAGAGCGGCGUGGCGUUCGACGCGCUUUACGAGGCGAGUCGACGCGGUCGCAGCGGCGAGGACUGCAGAACCGUGUUCCUCAGUUGCAACGCCGUUUGA
This is a messenger RNA of Dufourea novaeangliae, 936 nucleotides long. RefSeq lists its product as uncharacterized. Bases 1 to 936 code for a protein of 311 amino acids. The record is from RefSeq and is a predicted model, not a curated record. Lineage: Eukaryota; Metazoa; Arthropoda; Insecta; Hymenoptera; Halictidae. The transcript is spliced from 6 exons.